Molecule: messenger RNA, 828 nt
Organism: Haemonchus placei
Lineage: Eukaryota; Metazoa; Nematoda; Chromadorea; Rhabditida; Trichostrongylidae
Source: the annotation of a GenBank genome assembly
AUGUCGUCGGCUCUUUCGCAUUCGCUGCAAUUCCCCUACGCCAGCUCUUGUGGUGUCCGUCGAGUGGUCACAUCUGCAAGGGAUCCGCUGUACAAACGUUUCGGCCGAGUCGUUGGAGGAUUUGAUACGGUCGCUGGAGCAUUUCCGUGGACAGCGGAAGUUAAAGUGAAAGCCACCGGAGCUCAUCAUUGUGGUGCUUCCAUUCUCGACACGACUCACCUCAUCACUGCAGCUCACUGCUUUGAGCAAGAUCGUCGUCCAACCUCUUAUAUCGUAACCGUGGGUGAGUGGGACAUUUCCAUACAAGAAGGGCAUGAGCAAACGUUUCACGUCAUUCAGAUCCACUUCUACCCUCUCUACGAAGACCUCUUCGCUCAUGAUCUCGCAAUACUGGAAAUAGACCAACCUGGAAUGAGGUUCGACGAUUGGACCCAACCGAUCUGCUUGCCCUCGCGGGAAUUCAUGUAUGAAAAAGGGAGAAAAUGUGUGGUAUCCGGUUGGGGCAGCAUGGGCCUUGCUUAUCCUAGGCGGCUCCAGGCUGCGGUGUUGCCAAUUAUUGACAGGAUGGAAUGCAUGAACUCGUCUCAUAUCUACACUUCAAUGAGCCGUUCUGCCUUUUGUGCUGGAUACUUACAGGGUGGUAUUGACUCGUGUCAAGGCGAUUCUGGAGGACCGUUUGCUUGCCAGGACCACAGUGAGCCGUACGUUUUGGCUGGUGUGAUCAGCUGGGGUGAUGGAUGCGCUCAGAAAUCACAACCUGGAAUUUACACUAUGGUUGCACCAUACUUGUCCUGGAUCGAAAGCAUUUUGGACAGAAGCAGGAGUUGA